AUGCAACAACGACGAGAUGAAAUUCUAGCGAAGAAGGCGAAGCUCGCGGAGCUCAAACGACAGCGAGAGCUUCGCGCAAGCCAGGCCACGGCCAGCAGACAGAGCACAGGAAGCCCUGGUGACCUAGUGUCGCCCAUCCCAGGCCGAGCCGAGAACCGUCGCGAUAUCGAGACGUUGAUCAAUAGUCUUGUGGGAGAGAGCAGACCCGGGUCUACGACAGGAGGCGCUGCAUCGCCGGCUCGUAGGGGCAGCCGGCCGAACAGCGUCCUCAGCGCUGGAGAGUUGAGCAUCGACGCGGCUUCCGAAUUCACGACGACGACCAGUGGCCUACAACCGCCAGCGAUACCAGCCCCGGCUGCGGCGCCCGUUCAGUUGAGCCUGACCACGGCACCGCUUACCACUAUAUACGAAUGCCCGCCUUCUCCCGUGAAGGAAGUUCACUCGUACAGCAAAGGAGUGCAGACGGCCGAAGAAUGGUCUCCGCCUAGCCGCGACAGAGCCCAGUCGCUCUCCGAUACUGAGGACCCGCCCGUGACGUCGACACCCAACAAGCGGUUGAGCCGUCGACAACGCGACAGGGAAGAGGAGUUGAGACAGGAUAUCAGGAAAGAGGUCGAGGAGGAGCUGAAGGCGUCGCUGGACCUGCUCAAGGAUGGGGUACUUCCACAGGAUGCACCUUCCAAAACCAAUUACCCCAUGCGCAAGCUUACUGGCGAGGAACUUGAAGCUGUAACAGGCGCUCCUGACUUUGCUGAAUUCCUGGAAAAAUCGACCAAGGUCAUUGAAAGGGCUUUGGAUCAGGAGUACGACAUUCUUACCGACUACGCACUUCAAGGCCAAGACGUGGACGAUGAAGACGACGACAGUGGUAAUGUUGGAGGCAAGGGUCGGAGGAGAGUGAAGGAGGUGGCCCAGUUCUUCGACGAGAGAUGGUCCAAGAAGCGCAUGAUCAGCAGCAUCGACUUUUCACAUCACCAUUCCGAGCUCAUGCUGGCUUCGUACACAAAGAAUCCUACCGCACCACACGAGCCGGACGGCCUUGUCCAAGUCUGGAGUCUGGCGCUGCGAGACAGGCCUGAAUAUGUCUUCCACGCCCAGUCAGAUGUUCUCACUGCCAAGUUCUCGCCGUACCAUCAAAAUCUCAUCGUGGGUGGAACGUAUAGUGGUCAGGUUCUUCUGUGGGAUAUGAGAGCAAAGUCGGCGCCCGUCCAGAAAACACCACUCACAGGAUAUGGUCACACGCACCCCAUCUACUCUGUCGAUAUCGUCGGUACACAAAACGCAAACAACAUCAUCUCGACUUCUACGGAUGGUGUGGUUUGCGGCUGGAGCAUGGACGUGUUUGCCCAACCGCAGGAGCUGCUGGAGCUCAAGGCGCCCCCAGGCUACAAGUUGGACGACGUCAGCCCGACAUGUUUGGGUUUCCCGCAGACCGACCCCACAUUCUUCCUUGUUGGUAGUGAAGAGGGCACAAUCUUCCCUUGCCACAGAUACGACCGGGCUGGUGCAAAGGCCGGUGUGGAUGCUAGAGUCAGCUACAAGGGCCACACUGCGCCUGUCAUGUCGGUCGAUUUCCACCCUGCUCGAGGGCCUGUCGAUCUCGGCGAUCUGGUACUGUCGUCGUCUCUCGACUGGAGUGUCCGCCUUUGGAAGGUCCGCGCACCGGCUGCGACCUCAACAGCCGGGGGCGAGCCCACCGUGUCUCCCCUCAUCGACUUCGUGCGUGAAGACGUUGUCUACGACGCUCAAUGGUCCCCGAUCAAGCCGAGUGUUUUCGCUCUCGUCGAUGGUGCAGGAUGGCUCGAGCUUUGGGAUAUCACCGUGGAGACUGAGGAGCCCGUUGCGAGAAUAUCGCCAAGCUCUCGCAAGGAUGGUAGAACCAUGUUGGCGAAGAGCUUGAACAAAGUCGCGUGGGAACCUUCUGAGGGCAAGCGCCUGGCUACGGGAGGUAUCGAUGGAGUGCUGACCGUCUUUGAGGUAGCCUCGGGACUCGGCGGCAGGGAGGAUUUGAAAGCGGAGGAGUGGACGAACGUGAAGAAGCUGGUCAAUAGAGUUGAGGCACACGGCCUGAGUGGAGCGAUGGUGUAG
Messenger RNA from Colletotrichum karsti, 2088 nucleotides. RefSeq lists its product as uncharacterized. Gene Ontology annotation, cellular component: cytoplasmic dynein complex. Gene Ontology annotation, molecular function: dynein light chain binding; dynein heavy chain binding. The coding region runs from base 1 to 2088 and encodes 695 amino acids. Lineage: Eukaryota; Fungi; Ascomycota; Sordariomycetes; Glomerellales; Glomerellaceae. The transcript has 2 exons. The record is from RefSeq and is a predicted model, not a curated record. Gene Ontology annotation, biological process: transport along microtubule.